AGAGAGAGAGCAGGCACAGCAGUCCCAUAUAACUCACUUUUAUUAUGUUUCCUUCAGUUUGGUUUAGUUCACUUCAUCUUUAUCAACUGCACAAAGCAGAAGAAUUAUCACUUUCUCUCUGCAACUCAACCCAAUUCCUCCUUGUUUUUCUUUUCUCAGUAAGUACCCUCAUUUAAUCAUUUUCUCAGUCUGCCACACUCUAAAACACAACCUAGCUACUCCCCAAACUUCUUCCACUGAUCAAAAGAUUUGGUGAACAAAACAAACAACUUGUAGUUGGUAACCAUAUCCUUUCACUGUUUGUCUCUACCCUUCUUUCCUACCUCUUUUUCUACUCCCUGAACUCGUAGUUCCCAAUAUGUUACAUCACCCAAGGGAACCAUGAGCCUUAAUUCCCAGAAUCUCCAUUUCUUGUGGAGGCUCUCAUCCUUUCUUCUUCUACUUCUUCAAUCUGCUACAUCUCAGUCUGUUACAUCUCUUAACUCUGAUGGGAUUCUCUUGCUCAAAUUCAAAUACUCCAUUCUCAGUGACCCUUUAUCAGUCCUAGAGAGCUGGAACUACGAUGAUGCAACACCGUGUUCAUGGUAUGGUGUUACGUGCGACGAAAUUGGAGCCCCCGGUACCCCUGAUUUGUUCAGAGUAACAGGUUUGACACUUCCCAAUAGCCAACUUUUGGGUUCCAUUUCUGAAGACUUGGGCUUGAUCCAAUACCUUCGCCACAUCGAUCUCUCCAACAAUUUCCUUAAUGGCUCUCUACCCAACACUAUCUUCAACUCUUCCCAGCUUCAAGUACUUUCCCUCUCAAACAAUGUUAUCUCCGGUCAACUACAUCAGCUGGUUGGAAAACUAACAGACCUGAAAGUUCUCAAUCUCUCUGACAAUGCCUUUGCCGGGUUGGUCCCAGAAAACCUCACUACUCUACCAAACUUAACGGUUGUUUCUCUGAAGAGUAACUACUUUUCUGGUAGUGUCCCAACCGGGUUCAAAUACGUGGAGAUUCUGGAUCUGUCCUCCAAUUUGUUCAACGGUUCUUUGCCAGAAGACUUUGGCGGCGAAAGCUUACGCUACUUGAACCUCUCCUACAACAAGAUUUCCGGAACAAUUCCUCCAACAUUCGCCAAACAGAUUCCUGGAAACUCAACAGUGGACCUCUCGUUCAACAAUCUGACAGGGGCAGUACCAGAGUCUUUGGCUUCGCUCAACCAGAAGACAGAGUUUCUAUCAGGAAAUGCUGAUCUUUGUGGUAAGCCUCUGAAGAUUCUGUGCACUGUUCCCUCUACUGAGUCCUCUGCUCCGCCCAAUGUCACCACAUCUUCACCAGCCAUUGCUGCCAUACCGAAAAUUGACUCAAACCCUUCAUCAAACACAACAGGAACCCCCACCAGUUCUCAGAAUGUAUCGCCAAGUGGCCUAAAACCUGCCACCAUAGCAGCAAUUGUGGUCGGAGACUUGGCUGGCAUGGCCCUUUUGGCCCUCGUCAUUCUCUUCGUCUACCAACAGAGAAAGAAAAGGUAUUCGGAUCCAAAUCCAAACCCAAAUUCUAAACGAGACACUAAUGCUGCUUCUGGUAACAACUCAGAAAAGAAAUACGAAACUGCUUCACGACAAGAUGCAGAUGCAAAAACAGUAACCCCUUCACUUCCCUGUUCCUGCUUAACAAUCAAAGAAGAAGAAACCUCAGAGGCAACUAGCUCGGACAGCGACCGCGAGAGCAACACCGCAGUGGACAUCAUGGCAGCACAAAACGGGAACCUUCCGAAACAAGGCACCCUUGUAACAGUUGACGGGGAAACAAAUUUGGAGCUUGAGACUCUGCUUAAGGCUUCAGCGUAUAUUCUGGGAAACAGCCGCGUCAGCAUUGUCUACAAGGCAGUGCUAGAGGAUGGGAGAGCCUUUGCCGUUAGAAGGAUCGGUGAGUGUGGGAUUGAGAGAAGGAAGGAGUUUGAGAACCAAGUGCGUGCCAUUGCAAAGCUUCGCCAUCCCAAUUUGGUUAAGGUUCGCGGCUUCUGCUGGGGCCGAGAUGAUAAACUCCUAAUAUGUGACUACGUCCCCAAUGGCAGCCUCGCCACCAUUGAUCACAGAAAAUCAGGUUCGUCCCCUCUGAACUUGUCCUUGGAGAUACGGUUGAAGAUAGCAAAAGGGGUGGCACGAGCGUUGGUCUUCCUUCACGAGAAGAAGCACGUGCAUGGCAAUGUUAAACCCGGCAACAUCCUGCUAAACUCAGAAAUGGAAGCCAUUAUAAGCGAUUUUGGGCUGGACAGGCUACUCCUGAACGAUGUGACCCACAGAGGAAACGGUUCGGCCAGACAAGUGAUGGCGAACCAAAGAAGCCAGCAAGAGGUGGCAUUUGGUUCAAGUCCCUUCGGCGCAAUGGGAUCAUCGUCGAGUGGUGCGGGCCACAUAAUGGUGUAUCAAGCCCCGGAGUCACUUGAGAACAUCAAACCCAGUCACAAAUGGGACGUGUACUCUUUUGGAAUGGUGCUGCUGGAGCUUCUAACUGGGAGGGUUUUCCUGGAGCGGGAAUUGGAGCAGUGGAACGAACCGGGUUUGGUGGAGGAGGAGCAGAACCGGGUGGUGAGAAUGGCUGACGCAGCAAUAAAAUCUGAAAUAGAAGGGAGGGAGAAUGUGGUAUUGACAUGGUUCAAGUUGGGGCUUAGCUGUGUUUCUCAUACCCCACAAAGGAGACCCUCCAUGAAAGAGGCUCUACAAAUCUUGGACAAGAUCCAUGCUUCUGCUCCACUCAAUUAAUUCUUCUUCAUAAUGAUGUCGCUGAUGUGUUCCUUCCACACACACACACCCUGUUUUUAGAUCAAGGUGUUUAAUUUCUUCAUCCUUUUCCGUCUUUUCUUGACUUCAAUUAGCAUCAACAGAGGAAAAUAUUAGAGACAAGUGCUUGUUUAUGCAACGUGACAAUGAUUGUAACUUUGACUAAUCACCGCUCAAACGAAUCAUUGUCUGAUCUA
Molecule: messenger RNA, 2963 nt
Organism: Vigna unguiculata (cowpea)
Lineage: Eukaryota; Viridiplantae; Streptophyta; Magnoliopsida; Fabales; Fabaceae
Product: receptor protein kinase-like protein At4g34220
Biological process (GO): protein phosphorylation
Molecular function (GO): protein kinase activity; ATP binding; protein binding
Source: RefSeq, a predicted model, not a curated record